Messenger RNA from Leguminivora glycinivorella, 5331 nucleotides. Its product is annotated as cell surface glycoprotein 1-like. The coding region runs from base 244 to 2751 and encodes 835 amino acids. NCBI's taxonomy places the organism in Eukaryota, Metazoa, Arthropoda, Insecta, Lepidoptera, Tortricidae. The record is from RefSeq and is a predicted model, not a curated record. The transcript is spliced from 8 exons.
AUCCAACCGUCGUCGGCUGAACUCUGCCGACAGCGACAUGGUGACGUCAGGAGACGAGCCACGAACGCCGCCACGAGCGACACGUAGGGACAGCGCGCCUCACAACAACGAGUCUGACAGGAACAACGAUGGGAUCAACGAGGAUCUCGGCCUAAGCUCAGCAUGUUUAUUAGUAGAAGCCGCCGUCGGUUCAGUAGAAUCCGCCUUCAAACUGCCUAAGACUAAGAAAACCAUGGCCACGGAAUGGAUCGGUCGGUCGCCCGAGCGAACACCGUCGCCCUACAGAUCUCCUUACAGACCGCCUCUCAUGUCCGCCACAUCCCUAGAAAGCCUCGUCAGAGUCGCCUCGACGAUGAUAGGCGAUUUAAGCGGGGCCCCAGACUUCCACGAGGAGAAACCACAUCCCCACCGAGGACCCCCGGCCGGGAUCGAAGCCGACCCCCAAAGAAGGCUAGAAGAAUCACUCGGAGCACCCCUCCGACUGAAGUCGUGGAAACGACGCCUACUGUGAUACCCCAGCAUAGUGCUAAGAAACGGUGGCUGCGACAGGCCAUCAGCGAGGAAAGCGACUCUCCCAAUGCGGAUGCAUUUGUUGCAGAAUCUCCGCCCAACGAAAUAGUGACGCCAUUGAAGAAGCGACGGUUAGCGAGAGAAUCGCUAUCCUGCGAACCAAAUAAUAUUGUGCCUUGUCACGAUGAGGCGUCACCCAAUUUAACGUCAGAGGAUUCGCCCGUGAAGGACGACGGGGGUUUGGUCCGGCAGUACAACGUGCGCGGCAUCAUGGAGGGCGUGUACGGGCGCGACCGCACGCGCUCGGACAGCGGGCAGGGCUCCGACGACCAGUGCCACCCCGACCACGACGUGCUCAACGUCAACAUGGCGCACACCACCUCCGAGCACAUCCGCCGCAUCAUCGGCGUGCCCACGCCCGAGGACGAGCUGCCCGCGCCGGCCGCCGCCAAGCCCGACCUCGCCAACAACAACAACGUCGAGCCCGACGACCCCCACUACGACAAGGCCGUCCCCAUGGACAUCGACACCACCCUCACCCCCCAGCCCAAGCUGGAGAGCGGCGAGCCCGCCAACUGUGAUAUCAAGGGCGUGGACCUGCUCAACGACAAACAGAACAGCUCCCGCUCCGCGGACACCAGCGGGAACUCCUCCCCGCAGCGCGACGAGAUGGACGACAUACAGAAGAAGAUCCACUCCUUCCACACGGAAAACAUUCUCAUCCUCAAGAGCAGGAACAAGAAACCUCCCAAAGAAAAACGGAAGAAGGUCAACCUGAACUUCGAUCUCAACAUGGUGGAUGACCAAAUCAGUAUUCAAUUGCGCACAGAAAAGGAGAGUUCUAAAUCGCCAGAAAUCAAUGGCGAUAUUCACGACGAUAUCAGCAAUUCGGCGUUACCGGCGCCUGAAAACAUACCCCUGCCCGACGAUCCGGGCCCGAUCCCUCCUCUAGAAGCGAUACCGCUACCGGAGGAGCCUAUGCGGCCUAUUAAGAAGCAAUUUACGGGGAACAUGAAGAACUCCAAACUGGUGAUCAACGGAGUCAUGCACGAUUCCUUCACGAUCGGGGACUCGAUGGCUCUGCCGGCGCCCGAGAACAUCCCCCUGCCUGAGGACCAGGGUCCGCUAUCUGUGAUACCGCCGCUCGAGACCAUUCCUCUGCCCGAGGAGCCGCGGCGGCCGCUCAAAGCCCGCGUCAAGCAGAUGAUCGAAAAGGAGGAGAAAGAAGCGUUAUCCAACGACACAGACUCAAAGUCGUCCGAAGUCAACGGCGAGGUGCACUCCGAAGUGGAGUCCAUCCCGUUGCCGGACGACAUCCCCUCUCUAGAGGCUAUCCCUCUGCCGGAGGAACCGAUGGAGCCGGUGCGGGUGCCCGCGUCCCCCUCGAGCAAACCGGAAGAAAAGACUUUACCGCCGAAAGACAAACCCUCAGUUCUGGAGAGCCCGCUCCCCUUCUCGUCGAGGUUCAGCUCGACCGGCCUGUUCUCGGGGAUCUUCAGCAACUUCUCGCAACCCUACGACGCGCCGGCCGCGGACCCGGUGCCGUCGAUAAUAAAAAGUGCAAUAGAUAGGACUACAAGUUUAGACAAUAGUAUAUUCGACAAAGAUAGUAUUACGGGUGUGGACGAACUGAAGAGCGUGCAGGAGAUCCUGACGCGCGUGAGCAAUAUGGACUCGAAUAACAGUGUGUUGCUGUCGGGCGUGCUGCAGGGCUCGAGCGGGCUGCCGGGCGCGACGACGCCGCACGGGCUGCCGGGCCCGGCCAAGCCCUUCGGCGCGCGCGCCAGCGACCCGCGCCUCAACCCGCCGCCGCAGGACAAACCCAAACCUGUGAGAAGGAAGCUCUCUAUCACCGAAUACCGCAAGCGGCACCGCGGGCCGCUGCCCGAGGAGGCGCACGCCGAGGGCGAGCCGGCGGGGCCCGAGUGGUCGUCCGAGUCGUCGGGCGCCGGCUCGCUGUCCCCGCAGCGCCUCGACGCCGCCGCCGCCGCCGCCGUCGACGACUUGGAGCAGAGGCUGCAUCGGGAACUCACUAAUACGCAUUUGCCCAAAGUCGCACCUUCGGACAGCGGGGCGCUUACAGGAGUGUUCGACGCACAGCCCACAGCGUCGGAACGACAGCGGGAAAACCUAAGUUCGCGGCUACGGCGCGAAUUCGGCCUCGCCCUACCUGAGGAUGAGCGACACGAACCCGUCACAGAGGGCGCGGCAGUGCUGCCGGCGCGGCGCUGCGACAGAUAGAGUAGAGCCGUAAGAAUAUUUUUGUAAAUCUCACGGCGCGGGGCGCCGCUGUAUAGCUAAGUUAUAGUUAAUGUACCUUUUGUAACCAACUGUAUAUUUCCGUUUCACUUCAGUGUUUUUUUCACGGUUUUUCUGCAAGUACAAAUUGUUUUAUUUCCCUUUGUAAAUAUUGUACAUACGAGAUGAAUUAAGAUAGGAUGUAGUGGUACAUAUGUAUAAUGGUAUAUUUUUUUUAUGUAUGUAUAACGUUUAUGUAUGUCGGAUAUAUUUAUUUAAUAGAAGGACCGUCUAUAGAAGGAUUGCUAGGAUUUUUGUACGCAUAAUGUUUAAGUAAAUUAUAGUUGUUUUUAUUAUUUGUUUUACUUUUUUAGCGUGUAUAGAGCUAUGCGGGCUCCUCCUAAGUGUAGGUCUCGUUAGGGUAGGCGUUUCCGGUGUAACGGUUAGUUUGGAUACCGACUUCGUGUUAGCCAUUAUUAGAGGUUAAAUCUGUGUUAUAAUUUAAGUAAGCGCUUUGUUACUGCGUAGGUAUGGCGGCUGAGGUAGCACUUUCAGGCAGUCAUUCGUGUCGUGUGCGAGGACGAGUCUUUAGUAGCCAUGAGAAUGAGAUCAUCAUUGAAACUGAACUGAUCAUGUCACACUAAUUUGUACAAGCACCGACUAGAUAAAAUAUUGCAUAGUAGCGCCAUCUGGUGGCUUAUUGAGAUUGAGACAGAUUUUCUAAAGGUCCUUGCUAAAGUGGCGCCACCCUAUGUUUACUUUUACUGUAUAGUUUUACUACAAUUCAGACGGUUGUUAAGAAUCAUGAUUGUCUACAGUAUGGUAAAAGGCUAUGUGGCUAAUUAGUGUAUUAUAUUAGUAAGUAAAUAAAUAACCGGCCGAAUUAAGUUGUAGAAUUCUAAAGAAUUGAAUUUACAUUUUUGUUCUUAUGCAAAUUAGAUGACAUGUCAUAUUUUGGUGACGGUCUCAUAGGCAUGGUUGUAUGUAUUCGGUCCCGCGACACAAAGUCGAGGCAGCUAGUCUGACCCACACCACGUUAUCGUUGGAAAUUGUUGCAAACGGCGAAAUAGUUGACAUGAGUAGGUAUCUACAGCGGCAUAAAAUUAAUAGGCCUAGCUUACGAUAGCAAAUAAUUUGCAGGGAUCACGUAGCUAUCCAAAUUAUCGACUAGUCUUAGCUAACCCAUAUGUGCCCAACACAUGUAUUUUAUUCGCUAUUUUUUGUGGUGACAACCUCAUUCUCCUACUUAUUUUAAUGAGUAGUAGCGUGUUUUCAGCAGUGGGUCGAUAACGACCCUAUGGGCAUAUAAUUAUAUGCCUAUGGGCAUGCUAUGGGCUAAACUUAUCUCUAGACGCACGUACUACUUUUCUCUAUGUAUCUCGUUCCCCGUUCUCAUUUUACUAUUAAAUCCAUUUAUGAAAUAAAUAGUUGGCAUGUGUAAUCUUAAUAUGGGUGAACGUAGCAUACUUAUUUUAAAAACCCUUCUUGGAGAAAGGGUCAAACGUAAUCAAACGUUUUUCUAUUGUGUCUGUCAGAGUGUACACGAAUUUAAUUUGUAGAAAGUAUAUAGACUACAAUUUUAUUUUAGAAAUAUUGCCAAAGUUAGCACAAAAUUUGUAGAAAAUUUAUAUUAAUAUAACAUUCGUUUCGGGUCACUUGUCUCGAUUAUAAGCCGUACUGCAAGAAUUUGCUCCUAUAACCAAGCAACGCCUUACUUCUGCCAUAUUCAGAGAAUCGUAUGGCAUAUAUGGAUCAGUGAAUUUAGCCCUUAUUGUACACAAAACAAGGUGCAUACACGCAGUGAAUAAGAUUUAACAAUAGCUAGUAAAUAGAAGUUAUUCGUCUCAUCGAAGCGAUCGUAUAGUGCCCGAAUUAAAGAGAAAUAAAUAGUGCUGAAAUGAGAAAAAUACCGUGCUGAUCAAAUAGCAAUAUUUGUAUAAUUUUUAAUAGAGAAAAACCUGAAAAUACCGUCUUAUAGUGACGGUGAAGUCACAGCACAAUUUUUUUAUUCAUUUCAGCAAUCUAUUUUUAAAAACUACUGCAACCCCCGUAUUACCAUGUCUAUACAACAUGAUGUUUUUGUCUCCGUGCAAUCGCGAGAACUCUGUAUAUAUUUAAUUGAGUGUUAAAAUAGCCAAUUAUAGAUAUACAAUUUUAAUAACAUAAGCCGUGAUUUUAAAAUUAUUUUGUAGGUCUAUAGAAUAAUCGGUAAAAACUUCAUGUUGUGUAAAAAGAUUUGGAAGCAGGCAUAGUUUUGGUGUGUUCCAUUCGAGUUUGCCUAAUAACUACAAAAGCUAUAUUAAAAAAAAUAUUAAUGUAUGUAAUAUCUUUAAAUAAAUGAAUGGCACAUAACCAAAACUAUGCCAAUGUUUCUAUUCCACACAAGUCACGCAGCUGUAGCUUAGACUAAGAACACAGAGAGCAGUUUCACCAUCUUAUUUUCACGAAACACGUAGUUUUUAUGCAAUUUCAGCCAGUCUCAGUACAAAAAGUACUGAGUUAGACUGAAGUAGCAUGACAAAUACGAUUAUUUUUGAGAAAAUACUAUAAUAUAACAUCAUGAAAUCCUGUUGCCUACAGGGU